Xiphophorus hellerii (green swordtail) is the source of this 9029-nucleotide messenger RNA. It is a transcript of the gene myocd, whose product is annotated as myocardin. The transcript is spliced from 12 exons. Gene Ontology annotation, molecular function: transcription coactivator activity. Bases 377 to 3256 code for a protein of 959 amino acids. Gene Ontology annotation, biological process: positive regulation of transcription by RNA polymerase II; cardiac muscle cell differentiation; smooth muscle cell differentiation. Gene Ontology annotation, cellular component: nucleus. The record is from RefSeq and is a predicted model, not a curated record. Lineage: Eukaryota; Metazoa; Chordata; Actinopteri; Cyprinodontiformes; Poeciliidae.
GCAUAUCUCUGCAUGUUGUCCCCGGCCCCAGCUCAGAGCUCUCAGCCAGAAGGGACCAAAGCCUCGUCGGCCCGCAAAAAUCACACACUCCCACAUCAGCUGCUGUGGGGUGAGAGCGGAGGAGAGGAGAGCAACGGCAGACAGAGAGCUAGAUUCCAACUGAGCGCCACAGAACUAGAACGAUUUAGUUUGUUCUCACACACUUUUGCCAGUUAGUGCUUCUUCUUAAGCUGUUGAUGAGGCGGCCAGAGCCAACUUUGUCUCCCAUGAGUCUGUGGUCCAGAGGUCGCCCGAGGGCUCGAAGUGUGUACGGCUUUUUGAACGUUUGCGGCUUGUUUUUGAAACCUUUGAACGCUGGAACUGUACUGAAAUCAUUAUGACUCUUCUGGGCUCCGAGCACUCCAUACUGAUACGAAGCAAGUUUAGAUCAGUGCUACAGUUAAGACUUCAGCAGAGGAGGACACGAGAGCAGCUGACAGACCAGGGCAUCAUGCCUCUGAACCAUGGCAAGUUCCCCAAGCAGGAGGACUCGUAUGCCUUUGAGGAGGACAGCAGCAGCGAGAGUCUGUCUCCGGAGCAGAACCACAGUGACGAGUCACAGGGCUCAGCCUGCCCUUCAUCUGACGCCGUCGGCAGUACGGCCUCCUCCUCCUCCUCACCUGCCCUCACCAGCCCACGACAGGGUAGUGCAACCAGAGGCCCACCAGACCAAAGCCAGGAAGAAGGCCUGUCUUCCCCUAACACCAACCAGGUAGCUCCACCAAUACCGGUUCCUGCAAUAGUCAAGUCCAAGACGUCGGACAAGAACCGACAUAAGAAGCCCAAAGAUGUGAAGCCAAAAGUAAAGAAGCUCAAGUACCACCAGUACAUUCCUCCAGACCAAAAGGUGGAGAAGUCUCCUCCGCCCAUGGACUCAGCCUACGCCCGACUCCUGCAGCAGCAGCAGCUGUUCCUGCAGCUUCAGAUCCUCAGCCAGCAGAAACAUACUCACACACAUUCACAGAUACAGCAGCCACAACAGCAACACAUACACUCCAUGCAGGCCCAUGCCCAGCAGAGACAGCCCACCUUCAGCUACCAGCCUCAGCUGCCAGCCAGCACCCAGAGGGGCAACAGUGAGCAGGUACCAUCUUGCGCCUCUAGUGGUCCUGCCAGCAACUCGAACAGCAACUCCUCUUCUCCUGUCAAGAACACAUUUCCCAAUCAAAACAACGUUUCACCUGUCAAAGUUGGUCCACUACCUGCUAAUCUGGAUGACCUUAAAGUUUCCGAGCUCAGGCAACACUUGCGCAUUCGCGGCAUGCCUGUUUCAGGGACCAAACAGGCCCUUAUCGAACGACUCCGGCCCUUUAAGGACUCCAACGCCGACUCUUCACCGUCAGGGUCCUCCGACAUCACAACUUUAACUUUUCCGGUCACACCCACUGGUUCCCUGUCUUCCUACCAGUCCCCAUCUUCCUCCAGCAAUCUGUCGCAGGGAGGAUAUUUUCCCUUCCCAAGUACCUCUUCCACGCCGCCCAUCUCUCCGGCCUCCUCUGAUCUGUCUCUCAGCGGCUCCCUCCCGGACAGCUUCAGCGAUGUGCCAAUGUCCUCUCCAAACCAGUUCAACCUGCAGCCAUCCCCAACCCAAACUGCCAUAGAGGAUGGCCUGGGUGCAGGAGGAGGAGGUGCCAGGGCGUGUGGAGGGAACCAGAGAGCAGGAGAGGACGAAAGGAAUGAUGGAAGUCUGGAAGCCGAAAAAGAUAAGAUGCUGGUAGAGAAGCAGAGGGUCAUCGAGGAGCUGACGUGGAAACUGCACCAGGAGCAAAGACAGGUUGAAGAACUGAAAAUGCAACUUCACAAGAGAAAACGCUGCUAUGGAGCAACUGAGGACGCCAUCCCUCCACUGUCUCACCCCUCAAUGCUUCACCAACAGCAGGCCACACCUAUGAUGAGCCAGCAUUUUCUGGGGGUGACAAUCAAGCAAGAGCCUAUGUCCUUGUCGUCUAGUUGUCCCCUGUCUUCCUCCAAGCAGCUCAAGAGCCCUCCUGGCAGCUGCAUGGACAAUAUGGGGUGCUGCAACAAUCCCAUACCAAAUCUGGGCGGUGGUCCUAGUGGGCCACAAUGCAUGGACACAGACCCUUCCUCUGCCAACCCCUCCACCAUGUCAGCCUUUCUGAGUCCCCAGUGUUCUCCGCAAGAUUCUCCUGUCGGAAAACCCACCAGCAGCUCCCAGCCUCCGUCGCCUAACAGCCCCUACCUGCUGUCUCCUCUGCUGGCGAGAGACAGCUGUGGACACCCCCACACACAAGGCAGAGGUCACAAUAUGCAGGUGCAGCAGAGGACUGGUAGCCAGCCGUUAAACUGCUCUUAUCCUUCGGACCAAAGAAGCCUUCAGGCUGCGUUUCCCAGCUCACCUGACUGUGGUCUUAACCACAGCGGCCCCAUCAAGGCCGAGAGUCAGAAUAUGCAACCAAAGAUGUCAGCAUUGCCAUCUUCCCGGCAUGUUGGCCAAAAGUGCCAGGUCUCCCCCCCUGCCUUCAGUAGCUCAGAUUCAGAUGCAUCUGACUUAAGACAGCCCCCAUGCUAUGAGGAUGCAGUGAAGCAGCAACUGACCAGGAGUCAGCAGAUGGAUGAACUGUUGGACGUGCUCAUAGAAAGCGGAGAGAUGCCAGCUAACGCAAGAGAAGAGAGGGAGAGGUCCUCUGUAACACAAGUUGUGCCUCACAUUACUGUGUCCCCAGGGUGUCCCGGCCUUCUCAUCCCAAGGUUCCACUGGCACUACGAGCACCUGUCCCCCAACCAGAUGCCCUACGACCAUGCCACCAAUCACGCCACCGAGAGCCACCUGCAGACUCUGCUGGGUAACCCUAUGGGACGGGGAGGGGAGAUGGGGCUCCUUAAAAUGGCCGCCGAGGACGGACACCAGGAAGACGAAGGGAACAGAGACGCCGAAGAGUAUGGCAGCCACCACUGCCGCCCCCACCAUUCCCAGCAGGACAAACUCCAGACCAACAGAGAUCGGCUAGACACGCCUCUGUCGCCCGGUAGCAGUAAGGUGUUCGCCGUCCCUGAGGUCCAGGGGAUGGUCAGCAUGGCCUUUAGCGAGACGCCGUGGGAAACGAUGGAGUGGCUGGACCUGACGCCUCCCAGUUCCGCGACUGCUUUCGGCGGCGCUACUCAGCCCAGUGCGCCCAGUAUCUUUAACACAGAGUUCCUGGAUGUGACGGACAUUAACUUGAACUCUGCCAUGGACCUUCAACUGGAGCAUUGGUGAAAGCAACGAUGCCAACAUUAAUACCAAAGAACUAUUGAAUUCUGCCCUAUAUUUCUUUAGUCUAAGUGUGAGAAGUUCCUCUUUGCUGUCGUACAGUGGAAUAUUAUUUUGUAUAGUCGUCUAAAGUUUGACAGCCUAAAGAGAUGUUGUGAAAUUUUAUCUUGAAUCUUAACUUUACUGAACUUCUUUUCCACCAAUGUCAUUGUAACCACAAAAAAAACCCAGGUGCUUUUUGAUACAAUUUGUGUCCAUUUUGAACAUUGAUGCGCACAACUGUCACUGAGUUGAGGACUGACAGUGGACACAUGUAGUACUUUCUGUACGCACCAUCAGUGUUACACCACCUAGACUUGAAGACAGAAUUUUUGCCAAUCACUGCAUACCUACAGAGUGAAUAUUUGUGUUACUGGAAAAAAAGAAAGAAAAAUCCCCCCAAAAGACUAACAAGAAUAUCUGGAUUUCAUAGAAGCGGCCAAAUUGUAAAUAUCACAACAGUUUUGGAAAAUCUCACAUCUUCAUCCUGUUGUCAAAAGUGUGGGAGAGAGUACAACCCAAAAAUGAAGUGUAUAACACAACCAUUUCAACGUUUGAUGUAAAUAUGAGAUAUAUAUAUAUAUAUAAACUAACAGAGCACCUCUUGCUUUAACACACAUUUGUCACAGUUUGCUUGAGCUUUGAAUAUAGGAAUGGUUGUUGUUCUUUAUACAUAUCUACAGUUUCUGACAUAUUUAUGUACAGGAAGACAUAAAGGGGAAAGUGAUGUCUGAGGAAUCUUUGGUCUUAUCCGUUUAAACCAAGAGACAAACUGUGCCUUACUUGCAAGACAUGCUUUAUGAAUAAAAUUUCCCAGUUUUAUAUUGAUGACUCUACAAAAGCUAACAGGCAUUUUAAAAGCUACAAAAAGCCAAUUUAAAAAAAAAAAAAGAAAAUUUUAUAUGUAAUUUUUGUCCUCUUAAAUUGCAACAUCUCUAUUUCAAAGUCAAUCACAUUUAUUUAUUUUGUGAUUUUGUAUUUAUACUUGAUGUUGUAUUUAUGCUGACAUUCCUUUGAUACUUUCUUGAUGUAACCAAAAAUUACAUAUAUAUUUUUUUGGACCACUGACUCUUUUAGGCUAAGCAGUUUCAAAAUGUGGGGAAAAGCGAAGGAGUCGACCUAAAAAGCCGCGUUAUCUCAAAUGACAGUUAUCAAUUGUGUGAACCGUCCAUUGUAAGCACUUGUGAAUAGAAAAGAAAUGUAAUAUAUUCAAAUCUUAACUGUGAAUACUUCUAAAAACUCCCCCUACAGCCAGCAGACAAAUUGGUCCGCUCAACACAACUCUGACCAGUAAUGUUCUGAACACUCUAAAAAGUAAGAGUUUGAAUUUCUAUAGUAUCUUCUGAAUGUAUUGAAAGAAAAUACAUGAAGACACCUGUAUGUGUUCCAAAUGUGCAGCAUCAUCCACAAAACAAUUUCUAGGCUAUGCAACAUUGUCAAUACCAUAAUAUUCCAAAGUUCUUGCAGCAGAAAGCAAAUUUUUGCAUACAUUGUAUAAAAAGACAAUUGUUUUUAUUUCUAUUGUCUGACAUUUAUGCUACUUUUUUGUCAGAAGAUUACAUAAUUUUGGGGGGGUGAGGGGGAUUUGAUAGAAUUGGCUUUAAACUGCCUUUAAACUUGAAUGAAUCUUUUUGGGCAUCCUGACACAAGUUUCUCACAUUAGUUUGCUGAAACCACGGCCCACUCCUCCUGACAGAACUUGCUCACUCGCACCUUCUCAGCUAGGGAAGCCGAAAUACCUAGAAGCAAUGCCACUUACACCAGUGGCAGGCCCAGUUGGUACCUGGGCCUCCAUAGGUACUUUCCUGAUUUAAUCCACCACUAUGGCCUUACAAGUAUACAAGCCACCAACACUAUAGUAAACACACAACGCAAUAUAACAGGGUCAGGUAUUAUAAAGGUUUGUUCAGUCCUUACAUAAAGUUAGUAUUGAGUUUUCGGAUUGAAAUGCAUCCUGAGUUACCACAUAAAAACUAAAUACAUGAGCCAUAUCCAAUUAAAUAUAGAGAGAAGACAGCUAAGACCAUAUAUACCUUUGGUAUAUAUAGAUAUAAGUGGCCAUUUGUUUAUCAAUUAGCCUAACAAUUAUGAGUUUUUCACCUUUUGUGAGUGAAUACUAUUGUUAUAACAAACAAACAAAAAACUGUUUGGACGCCUCCAAGUCUCUACACUAUAUCCAACUGUCCCAAAAAAGAAUAAAAAUAAAGCACAAAAUACUCACUCAGUUGCAGAUUAUUUCUUCACAGACAAAAUCCAUCCUCUUCUCUUUGCGAAGACAAACCUCAGUCACGUUUCAGUUCCAUCAACUAGUCCUUCUCUAUGGCCUUGUUGUAUUUUUGGGGGGCAAAUCCCAGCCAUUUCUGCAAUGCUCCAGCGGCUAAGUGGUACCGCUCACGCCUGAGACUUCCGGGUCUUCACGAUGUCAAGUUGUUCAGAAAAAGUCUGCCUUGAAAAUUUAUUUCUUUUUUUUAAUCAUGAGAGUAUCUAUAUCUUCUUAAGACAUUGAAUACCAAAAAUAAAAAUUAUAAUUUCACACACAUUAACAAGAGCAGCACAGUUUCCUGGCGAUAUGCUUUGCUAGCUAAACUUCCUAUAGGUUCACUCUGACCGUCCAAUCAGAGGGGGGAAAACCUCUGACGCCACUACGAGCAGCCGUUGUGAAUCAGCGAACCUGAAAGCUGAUUGGUUAAAAGAACCGUUCCGUUCGUUUACUGGCUCUGGGCAGAUUAGGCUGCACAAUACAAAAGAAACACAAAGAAACUGAAAUCUGAUUGGACGGAACACCGAUAAUGCACACCGACAUGUAUAGGAAGCCGUGCAGACAAGUCAGACGUUGUAAAACAAAAACAAACAAACAAAACAAAAAGUCUCACUUAAAUCAAUUUUAUUAAUUUUUUGGCAGUCAGUUAAUAAAAUUUAAUGGAGAAAAAAAUUAUAAUUUGGGUUGUAAACAUCUUGAUAGUGCUUAGUCCUGAAGGCUAUUGUUAGCAAAGCAACUAAUCCAGCAAACAGCGUUUAUUUUUCCUCUGUGCUGAUUGGUUGUACUCACAAGAGCUGAAAUAAUGAAGAGUAAAUAUUAACUUCUGUGCCUAGUAAUGAAUACUAUGGUAUAUUUUGUGUGUGAACUAUUAAAAUAUGCAAUUAUUUUUUAUAAGGAGUCUCAGAUAUUCCUGGGGUCUAGCUAUUCAUAGGCAGCUGUGGUCCUAAACCCCUGCAAAUACCAGAUGUCCACCUUAUACUUUAUGUUUGAUUCCCUUUUCUUCCUGCAAAUAUAACAAAGAUCAUUAUGGCCAACUUUUUGAUUUUAGUUUCUCCUGAGCCCGUGGCAUGUCUCCAAACGUUAAGGCUUUUACAAAUUGUACGGUUUUUCUUUAAUGUCCUUUUUGGAACAAUGACUCUGAGUGGCCUUUCAAAACCUUUCAAUGUGAAUAAUAUCUCACCAGAUUCAGACAGCAUUUUCACAAUGUAUUUAUUUUAUUUUAUUGUUUUUACUUUUGUUAAAAGUCAGGCUCAUGUUACCCAAAAAAGAACCUUUCUUGUAAAGGUCCAUAACUCUUUUCUAGGUUGGCUGAUUUCUUUAGGGUUUUUUUUUUUUUUUUCAUGAUGUCACACAAGGAAGUAAUGUGUUUGAGGGAUUGGCUUAAACUGCAUUCAAUUGUACUUGAAUCUGAAUAUAUCUGAAGCUCCUAAAGCCUUGACAUUACCAUUUGGACUUAUUUAAAGUAAACAAAAUAAUAACCUUGUUACGCAUAAACCUCUGAAUUUGAUGAAAGUGAUAAAAUAAAAUUCCAAAAGUCAUUAUUAUUGCAUUUAGCUAAUAUAAAUAAUUGUAAUCCUAACUAACCUUAAAGGUUCAGUUGUAUUGAAUGUCAGAGAAUUAUUUUUCUUUUUAUACAAUGUGCAUAUAUCUGGUUUCAACACUGUACACCUGAUGAAAACCCCUAGAAGCCAUAACCAAGGUUAAUCAUGAAAGGUGGCCAAAACAAAAGCACUAACUCAAAUUAAAAUGCAGCUUGACAAAUUUCUAGUCAUAAUUUCUAUAAAUUAUUCUAAUCAUUUUAUUUGACACAUUGUGGUUAUAUAUCAAUGUGUGGAAAGCAUUGGUUUAGAGCCAAAAGGGAAAGAUUGGGCAAGUUUGGUUGUUUGGAUGACAGAAAAGACAUGUAGAACAUUUGCAAUAGAAAAAUUUUAGUAAUUCCGAGUGAAUCAAAUUCCAGACAGGACUGCUGGCUGGAAAGUCAAGCCAUAAAUGCUCUUGUACUUAAACUGCUAUCACAUUUUAUCUAUGACUUCUUAGCUUUUAGCUUUAACAAAAAGUGGAUUAAUUUGGCCUGACAUUAUUAAAAUGCCAAUAUAAGGCUAAAUAUAGAUAUAAAUUAUAGGUUUGAAACUUUAUUUAGACAUCUGCUAAGCUCUCAUUUAUAUUAUAUAUUUGAAAAUAUAAAGAUCUGGGACUUGUAGGUAAACUUGUGCUAGCUGCUUUAGCAAUGCUAAUUCCUAAAGCAGCUAGGAAAUAGCAUUCCUAAAGCAGCUAGCACGGGUGUCUCUUCUCUUUUUGUUUGAGAAGAGACAGGAAAUUAUACCCAAAUAUGUUGACUUUGAUCGGGCUAAAUUUAAUCCACUUUUUGCACUCAUCAGACUUUCCAUUCGACAUUCCAAAUUAAAUCCAAUUCAUCAUUAACCUCUGUUUUAUUUGCUAAAACUAUCUUUGCUAGGAAAUCUAUCCCAUUCUUGAUUUACAUUUUUUUGUUUUCAAACAAGUAUGACUCAAUAUGAAGCCACAGCUUUGGUAAAAGUGUAUUAUUCAAGAUGUUUGAAUUUGGGCGAGAAACUGACAGGAUUUAUUUUUGUUAUCCGUAACAUCCCGUAUCUACGGUCAUUGCCACUUUGGCGUAGUUCUGGUUACAACUGACCCGAGAAUCACGUUCUCCAUGCAUUUUUGGUGAACGGAUGAAGAAAUGGCGUUGAAGCUGCUUUUCUUUUCCACUACAGAGCUGCGUGAAAGUCUAACAACAAAUGUAAUCAGAGUGACGGCUCAAGGUGCAUCCUGAAAGAUGAAUUUUCAGGUUCCAAGGUGGGGGGAAAAAAACCCCAUCUGUAUUAACCCCGAAAUUCCAAAACAUAUCCAAUAUGGCUGUCCUGAGUAAGAAAGUUCGUUUGUUUGCCUUUCUGAUGGCUUUCAAUGUCAAUAAUUCAGUCAGACAUCUAUUUGUGAACAUGUGUCUUUAUUGUCUGAUUUUUGAAAACUGUUAGUCCUGAGAUUCAAACUAAGAGUUGAGUAAUUAGAAUAUAGCAUUAGCCGCGUCGGAUAUUGAACUGUCGCUGCCACAAAUACGAAACAAAAAUGCAAGUGAAAACAUGUGUAUGACAAGUGUUGCCCCAAUAGUGGGUCAUCUAUCUACUCUGUAAAAUCAGGUUUGACUUUAGCAUUUUUGACCGUUUUACGCUUUACCUAUGGACAUGUUUAAUGGUUUACACGGUUUGAUUCCAUCACAUUCAAAGGUGUUCUCACUUUCUGUCUUAAAUAUGUUUCCCAGUCCUGUUCACCCAUCUGGCCUUAUUUGCAAUAAUUCUCCUUAGUCAAGGCCAGAAAGCAAAAAAACCACAUCUGACAGAAGCUUCCAUGUUGCUUGGCCACCAACUUGCCUUUUGUCUGUUGUAAAAAAAAAAAAAAAAAAAAGGGUAUUGUGGAUUUAUUUCUGUAUACAGCUGAAAGAGCAAUAAAAAUGAUCACAGCUAA